Molecule: messenger RNA, 1066 nt
Organism: Hymenoscyphus albidus
Lineage: Eukaryota; Fungi; Ascomycota; Leotiomycetes; Helotiales; Helotiaceae
Source: the annotation of a GenBank genome assembly
AUGGAUUCUUUUUACCCCCACGGCUCAAUUGGACAAAUUCUUGUCAGAGACGUAGACGAUUGGCUAGGCGUCUCAGAUAGUCGCGAGAGGAGGAAGAUUCAGAAUCGUCGUAACCAGCGGGCAUCCCGUGAGUAGCCUCCACUUAGACCAACCCCAACUCGAUUAUGUCGCGAUCAACGCAUUCGACAGGAUUGAUAACUAAAAAUGUGCAACAGGAUCGAAGAAGCGGGGAACGGCUGCGGCAACUGGAACGGGCAUAGAGACCUUGCAGGGCGCCGACAACCAUAGGGCUACUACUACCGUGAGUCGCAGUGGUUCUGGCUCAAGAUCGCUUCCCGGCGUUGGAGGCCACUCUAGAAGUACACCACCCUUCGAGUGCUCGGAGAUUUUGAAUAUUAACGCUAUCACCGAUAUCACCGAUGCGACAAUUCAAAUCAUUAAUCUCGUCAAAAUUCUCGAGCCAAGCUGGAAGGGCAAUCAGUUAGUGAUGGACCGCUUCGAAGCCUUUGCCACCCGAAGUUACACAGCCCAUAUCGGAGCCCUGAAUCUCCUUCCAAGCCUUUCCCAGUUUAACUUUGUGAAAGCCUUGUUUGCAAAUAUAGAGGUUUUGGGUCUUUCGGAUGAGGAAAUGGAUGACGAAGCAUUUUCACCUUUCAACAAACUUCGUGGCCCAUACCCACUCGAACCCAACUUAACCACAACCAGGUUUUUGGGACUUCCCACUGCACUCCAGCCUAGCGACUUACAGCGCUCAACUCUUCAUCAUCCGUGGAUUGAUCUUCUCCCUAUGCCGGCGCUGCGCGACAACAUUCUGCGUCAGCAUGCUGACAGUUUUGACGAGGCGGAGCUUUGCCAUGCCAUGCGUGGUCAGGCUCCUGACCAUAACCCGGGCUUGCUGGUUUGGAGCGAUCCUUGGGAUCCAACGGGCUGGGAGGUUACUGAUGAAUUCUUAAAAACUUGGGGUUGGGUCAUCAUUUCCUGUUCAGAUUUGUUACAUUCGACCAAUACAUGGCGUGCCAGGCGGGGUGAGAAGCCCCUCUCUCUUGAAUGGGACCCAGCAUCCUGA